Molecule: messenger RNA, 1915 nt
Organism: Rhagoletis pomonella (apple maggot)
Lineage: Eukaryota; Metazoa; Arthropoda; Insecta; Diptera; Tephritidae
Product: putative GTP-binding protein 6
Exons: 5
Coding region: 62-1672 (536 amino acids)
Cellular component (GO): cytoplasm
Molecular function (GO): ribosome binding; GTP binding
Source: RefSeq, a predicted model, not a curated record
UUAAAUAGGAGAUUAUUACAUUAAGCAAACUAAUAAAUAAAUAUUUAGUUAUAAUACCGAAAUGUGGCUUAGAAAUGUUGCGCAAUCUGCAUGGCGUGGAAACUUUACUAUCUACCAAAGCUCACAAAUUGGGGCACUGGGAAGAGAAUGCUGCAUAUUAGGCAAUUUUAAGAGCCAUCACAUGUUAGCGCGGUGGAAAUAUAUGCAGCACAAAGGUGUAAAAGGUAUACGCAACAAAAAAAGUACUUUUGAGACUCUUUCAAAAGAGGAAAGCGAAUCGGACAUAAAUAUGUCCAAAUGCGAAGAUAUUAAUAACGAACCACUCAACUUGGACGAUCGCGCUUAUGAAGAAUUAGCCAACAGUGCCAUGCACAUUUCACCUGGCUCCCUAACUCAAAACGUAUUCAUUAUACAGCCUUAUGUAAAAUGGGGAAGUGAACGAAACACCCUCACCACGCCUGAGGAUCAGUUGGAAGAGGCAAAGGCACUUGUGGACUCCCUGCCAAACUGGCGUGUGGCUCAUGCUAUCAAAGUACCUCUAGAAACACUACAUCGUAAAGCGCUUUUUGGGAGUGGUAAAAUUGAAGAGCUUAAAAAACAGUUGCAAGAACAUAACACAAAAAAAGCACUAUCUUGCCUCUUUAUUAGUAAAAGCACACUAAGUUUUGGCCAGAAACGAUUUCUAGAAGAAAUAUUCAAAUUGCCGGUGUUGGAUCGUUAUUCGGUUGUCAUUCAAAUAUUACGUCUACAUGCAACCAGUGCGGAAGCCCGUCUCCAAGUAGCCAUGGCUGAAAUACCGUAUAUUUGGACGCAAGCCAAGGACGCGAACCCGUCGCUAGCGCGGAAACAAGGCUACUCAUUUACAGACACGCAACGUGAGAUACUAAGGACAAGGGAGCGCAGGCUAAAACAGGAACUGGAACGGAUAAGGGGUCAUAGGAAGUUACUCCGCAACAAACGUAAACAAAAGAAUUAUCCAGUGAUUGCAGUGGUUGGGUACACUAACGCUGGCAAAACGUCAUUGAUUAAAGCCUUAACACACGAGCAAAGCCUGCAACCGCGUAAUCAGCUAUUCGCUACGCUUGAUGUUACAGCGCAUGCGGGCAUAUUGCCAUGCAAUCUUGAGGUUAUUUACAUGGACACGGUGGGUUUCAUGUCUGAUCUACCCACUGGCUUAAUGGAGUGUUUUGUGGCAACUCUUGAGGAUGCUAUGCUGGCAGAUAUCAUUUUACACGUACAAGAUCUCUCGCACAAAUGUAAACAAGCACAACAACAACACGUCAUUGCAACAUUGGCAUCACUUCAAAAUUCUAUAGCGUCAAACGACCAAAUGCCACCCAUUAUAAACGUUGGAAAUAAAAUCGACUUGGUAUCGCCGGCGCAGGUCCAGCCAUCAGAAGACACGCAUUUAGUGUCAGCGACAAAGGCCACAGGUCUAAAAGAAUUGUUAUUGGAAAUUGAACAUAAAGUACUUACAGUGACGGGACGUCGUAAAAUGACAAUGCGUGUGCGUAAUGGUGGUGCCGAGGUGGCAUGGUUGUACAAGAAUGCUGCGGUAACUGAUGUACGCGCCGAUGAAGGCAGUGCUGAGCAUUUAUUAAUGACAGUGGUUAUUAGUGAACUGACAAUGCAGCGAUUUAUCCGGACAUUUCUAUCAUCCAACCAUGAAUAGCAUAAUAGCAGGUAAUACAUAAAAUAUAGUUAUUGUGAUUAACAAAUAGAAAUAUAUUUAUUUGUAAUUUCGACAAAUGAAUUUUAUGUAAAAGAUAUUUUCAGGUUUACAGAUCAUAUAUUAUAAUAUUAUGUAUGUACAUAAGUAUAUAUAGUACAUAUGUAUAUGUACGUAUGUAUUGAUGUACUUUUUAUAAAGUUUGUGCUGUAAAAACGAAAAAAAAAUAAUGGCUAAAAUUAUAGU